This is a messenger RNA of Parnassius apollo (apollo), 519 nucleotides long. Lineage: Eukaryota; Metazoa; Arthropoda; Insecta; Lepidoptera; Papilionidae. The record is from the annotation of a GenBank genome assembly.
AUGUCGGCCACAGUUGAAACGAGUUUGAAACAAAAAAUAUGCAACUCCGUGGAGAUACCCAUAUUAACAAGAUGCUGCUUCUGCUUCCCGCUCAGAAAGGGGCUUAUCGUCUUUGCUUAUGCCAACCUGAUUUUAACCAUCGUGGUGACUGCACUGCUCUCCAUGUAUAUUUCUUACAUCCGAAAUAUGGAGAUAACGAACGUGUCAGAGUUUCCCCGCCUUAUAGCGGAUACUACGGCGCUGGUGCUAGAAGUCGCCAUGUCUAUUACUUUCAUAGUCGCAUUGCAUAAGAAACACGUAUUGCUGAUGAAAAUAUACCUCUACUUCGAGAUUGUAUUCUCCAUCAUCGGAUUUGUGUACAGCCUUGCCUUCUUGACCAGCGAGACUGCCAGUGAGCUGUUCCUGAUACUCUUCCAACUAAUGUUACAAAUUUACCUGGUGAUACUCAUUUGGAGUUCAAUCGUGAAAAUGGAAAGAGACGGUACGGUCAAGUACACACGAGAAAGAGAUCCCGUCUAA